AUCUCCUGCACGUGGGGCAGAAUGAGAGCUGGCAGGUACUGAUUAGAGGUACUGCUGAGAAGAGUGAGGUGUGACCUGUGUGCGCUUUUUAUGUUGGGGGGGGGGCGGGAAAUGGGAGGAAACCCUAAGAAUCUCCCUGUUUGUCUAGAAAAGUGCAGGUGGACGAAUAGAUCUGGUUUGUAACCUCCGGAGCCCUGAGGGUUUCCGUGUUUGAACCUUUGAAUAGUGCCCAAAUUAAGGAGGUUAUGCGCAUGAUUAUUACUGCUGGGAUCAGUCUGAGGAAGGCUGGGCAGCUCAAGGUGACUCAAAUGAUUUGAGAUGAGAAGGAACUUGAAAUAACUUCCUGGAUCAACAGGCACCCAAACUGGCCGAGAACUUCUGUGUCUGUCAUUUGGCCACUGGUGAUAUGCUGAGGGCCAUGGUGGCUUCUGGCUCAGAACUAGGGAAAAAGCUGAAGGCAACUAUGGAUGCUGGGAAGCUGGUGAGUGAUGAGAUGGUAGUGGAACUUAUUGAGAAGAAUUUGGAGACCCCUUCAUGCAAAAAUGGCUUCCUUCUAGACGGCUUCCCUCGGACUGUGAGGCAGGCUGAAAUGCUUGAUGACCUCAUGGAGAAGAGGAAAGAGAAGCUUGAUUCCGUGAUUGAGUUCUGCAUCCCAGACUCCCUGCUGAUCCGGAGAAUCACUGGAAGGCUGAUUCAUCCCAAGAGUGGCCGGUCCUACCACGAGGAGUUCAACCCCCCAAAAGAGCCCAUGAAAGAUGACAUCACCAGGGAACCCCUGAUCCGGCGAUCGGAUGAUAAUGAGAAGGCCUUGAAGAUCCGCUUGGAGGCUUACCACACUCAGACCACCCCUCUUGUGGAAUACUACAGUAAACGGGGAAUCCACUCUGCUGUUGAUGCAUCUCAGACUCCAGAUGUCGUGUUUGCCAGCAUCCUAGCAGCCUUCUCCAAAGCCACAUGUAAAGACUUGGUUAUGUUUAUCUAAUGUUGGGGGUUCAAAAAGGAAUUUCUUCUUCCUAUCUCUACUGAGGGAGCGGGCAGAAAUGGCAAGGUAGGCAGAGGGAAGCUUCCCUACUUAGGCUAGCAAAAAUACCUUUGGAUGUAUUGAUUAAAAAGCACUUACUUGAUA
Perognathus longimembris pacificus (Pacific pocket mouse) is the source of this 1126-nucleotide messenger RNA. RefSeq names its product adenylate kinase 2 (gene Ak2). The transcript has 6 exons. The record is from RefSeq and is a predicted model, not a curated record. Gene Ontology annotation, biological process: ADP biosynthetic process. Gene Ontology annotation, cellular component: mitochondrion; cytoplasm. Bases 407 to 982 code for a protein of 191 amino acids. Gene Ontology annotation, molecular function: AMP kinase activity; ATP binding. NCBI's taxonomy places the organism in Eukaryota, Metazoa, Chordata, Mammalia, Rodentia, Heteromyidae.